Molecule: messenger RNA, 1058 nt
Organism: Leptinotarsa decemlineata (Colorado potato beetle)
Lineage: Eukaryota; Metazoa; Arthropoda; Insecta; Coleoptera; Chrysomelidae
Gene: Glut1
Product: Glucose transporter 1
Biological process (GO): monosaccharide transmembrane transport
Cellular component (GO): membrane
Molecular function (GO): hexose transmembrane transporter activity
Source: RefSeq, a predicted model, not a curated record
GUUUCAGAUACUGAUCGGAAAUCGAGGUGCUUGGAGCCCAGACAACUAAAUUGCAGUUAAAAUGAGUGAACAACCUUUAAAGCUCGUUCUCGGUAGAACCUCAGUAGCGGCGACGUUGAGACGGAAGAGCGCUUGUAAGAACCGAUGAGAGAAUCGACAGGGGGGCCUUAUCAUCGCCAUAUACUCGAUCAACACCAGCCCACCUUUCCCUACCGACCCCAGCAGAGCGAGUCUGUCGAUACUCUCACCACUACAGCUACCGGUUCGCAACAUACAGUCUCAGCGGAAGCAGUCGAGGUGGAGGAGCAUGAAGGGGGCUUCGACGGAGAGUUCGAAACUAGGGAGACGCUCAAGCUGACCGCCCGCUCCCCGUUCCAGCGCGACGCCUACACAUCGACGCGUCGCCCAUCCAUCAGCACCAGAGGCCGAGCGCGGGAUGAGACGACGCAAGAAAUACAAGAUGAAGACGAAGCCACUCUCAGAGAGCUGCUUAUUAGUCUUCAGAAGCAGGUGAGCGUUAUGAGUAUGAACCUUACCGCCAAGCUGGACGAGUUGCAACGCGGCGACCGCCAUCUUGAAACUACCGUUGCGCUUUGUGAGAUUCGAACACAGCUACAGGAAUUGACAAAAUCUGUGGAGUCCUGUCAAUCAGAAGUCUCGGAAGUUAAAAGGGAUAUGGUGGCGAUCAAGAACGAGCUGGAUACAGUACAGCAAGUGAAGGAGGAAAUCGAAGAGUUGAGGGAGUACGUGGAUCGGUUGGAGGAGCACUCUCAUCGAAGAAAGUUGCGUCUGCUGGAACAGGGUUUAACAUUAUUCCUGUCCUACGCUAUCCUGGCUGCAGUUCUUGGAAUGUUCCAGUUCGGUUUCAAUACGGGAGUUAUCAACGCUCCGCAGGGCAACAUCGAGAGCUUCAUGAAAGAUCUGUACAAACAACGGUAUGGCACAGAUCUUGACAAGGACGCAGUAGAGAGGCUCUACUCAGUCGCCGUUUCCAUUUUCGCUAUCGGUGGCAUGCUGGGUGGCUUUGGGGGCGGCAUGGUAGCUAAUAAAUUUGGCAG